GGAAAAAACUUCCCAAGCAAUCAAAAGUCAAACGGAGAUUUCUGGUGGUGCGUCCCCCGCCCCGCCCCCGCCGACUCGGAGACAGGCAGCUCGAGGCGGGUGCUGCAGCCGACCAGGCCUGCAAGACUUUUCUUGGCGGGGGGGCGGGGGCUUGAGAUCCAAAGGUGACCCCCCACCCCUGCUCCUCUGCAGCGCCCAGCUCCUGCUUGGCAAGAAGAGAUCUACCGCCAGGAGCACCUGCCCGCCUUCCUUUGGAGGGGCGAUCUCCCCCGCCCCCUAACCGGCCAUGCCCCAUAACACCAUCCGAUCAGGGCACGGCGGGUUGAACCAGCUGGGUGGGGCCUUUGUGAAUGGCCGCCCCCUGCCAGAAGUGGUCAGGCAGCGCAUCGUGGACCUGGCUCACCAGGGCGUGCGGCCCUGCGACAUCUCCCGCCAGCUGCGGGUCAGCCACGGCUGCGUCAGCAAAAUCCUGGGCAGUAGGUACUACGAAACUGGCAGCAUCCGGCCCGGCGUGAUCGGGGGCUCCAAGCCCAAGGUGGCCACCCCCAAGGUGGUGGAGAAGAUUGGGGACUAUAAGCGGCAGAACCCCACCAUGUUUGCCUGGGAGAUCCGCGACCGCCUGUUGGCCGAGGGCGUCUGUGACAAUGACACCGUGCCCAGUGUCAGCUCCAUUAACAGAAUCAUCCGGACCAAAGUCCAGCAGCCAUUCAACCUCCCGAUGGACAACUGCGUGGCCUCCAAAGCCCUGAGCCCCGGGCACAGCCUGAUCCCCAGCUCGGCCGUGACCCCCCCGGAGUCACCCCAGUCGGACUCGCUGGGCUCCACCUACUCCAUCAGUGGGCUCCUGGGCAUCGCCCAGGCCAGCAGCGACAGCAAGAGGAAGAUGGACGACAGCGACCCGGAAAGCUGCCGGCUCAGGAUGGACGCCCAGAGCGGCGCCAGUGCUGCCCGCAAGCACCUGCGCUCCGAGGCCUUCGGCCAGCCCCCCCUGGAGCCACUGGAGUGCCCCUUCGAGCGGCAGCACUACCCCGAGGCCUACGUCUCCCCCAGCCAUGCCAAGGGCGAGCAGGGUCUCUACCCACUGCCCCUGCUGAGCAGUGCACUGGAUGACGGCAAAGCCGCACUGACCCCCUCCAACACGCCACUCGGCCGCGGCCUGGCCGCCCCCCAGCCAUACGCAACCGUGACAGACCCUCACUCCCCCUUCCUUGUAAAGCAGGAAACCCCGGGGGCCUCCAGCCCGAGCACCACCCCUUCCUCUUUAUCUAGCACCGCCUUUUCGGACCUGCAGCCCGGGCCGCCCUUCAGCGCCUUCCCCCACUGCUCCGCCAUCUACGGCCACUUUCCUGGCCAGGGCCUCGUCCCAGGGCGCGAGAUGGUUGGUUCCACCCUGCCUGGCUACCCCCCGCACAUCCCCACCGGUGGGCAGGGCAGCUACGCCUCCUCCGCCAUUGCCGGCAUGGUGGCAGCAGGCAGUGAUUACUCUGCGAACGCCUACAGCCAUUCCCCCUACUCCACCUAUGGUGAGGCCUGGCGCUUCCCCAACUCCAGCCUGCUGAGUUCCCCGUAUUAUUACAGCUCUGCCUCGAGGGCCCCUGCACCCCCCACCGCUGCCUACGACCACCUGUAGCUGCCGUGGGAGCCACGGCACAGGACCCCGGGACGGGCCCGGUGCAGCCAGCCAAAGGCGUUGUUAUUAUUACCUGGCGAGAGAGCGGAGCCAGCCCCAACCCCCACAGGGACCGGGAGACACAGCUGCCCCUGGCACCCACAAAACAGCCUUGUGGGAACGUGGGGUGGAGGCAUCUGGGUGACGUGGCUCCCCCGGGGGGGAUGGGCAGGGGGCACUCGCCAUGAAGAUGCCCCCUUAGCACCAGUGAUUUGGGGAAGAACAAUGGGGUGCCCAGGAUACCCAACAAUGCGCAGCACUGGCCAGAGCCCCUCCCAGACAAAGGGGGCUGGACAAAGACUUUUGAUCAUCACAUGGCCUCUAGAGACCCAGAUCGGAUCGAACUGUCUGUCCCCACACAACGCCUGUCCAUCAGUCUGUCCCCACACACCCCAUCUGUCCAUCCAUCCCCGCAUACUCCCCCCCCCGUCUGUCUGUCCCCAUACACCCCUCUAUGGAUCUAUCCAUCCCCAUACACCCCCUGUCUGUCUGUCUG
This is a messenger RNA of Chelonia mydas (Green sea turtle), 2165 nucleotides long. It is a transcript of the gene PAX8, whose product is annotated as paired box 8. Gene Ontology annotation, biological process: anatomical structure development; regulation of transcription by RNA polymerase II. NCBI's taxonomy places the organism in Eukaryota, Metazoa, Chordata, Testudines, Cheloniidae. The transcript has 12 exons. The coding region runs from base 287 to 1630 and encodes 447 amino acids. Gene Ontology annotation, molecular function: DNA-binding transcription factor activity, RNA polymerase II-specific; RNA polymerase II cis-regulatory region sequence-specific DNA binding. The record is from RefSeq and is a predicted model, not a curated record.